This is a messenger RNA of Argiope bruennichi, 4307 nucleotides long. It is a transcript of the gene alpha-Cat, whose product is annotated as catenin alpha-like. Gene Ontology annotation, cellular component: adherens junction; catenin complex. The record is from RefSeq and is a predicted model, not a curated record. NCBI's taxonomy places the organism in Eukaryota, Metazoa, Arthropoda, Arachnida, Araneae, Araneidae. The coding region runs from base 124 to 2874 and encodes 916 amino acids. Gene Ontology annotation, molecular function: actin filament binding; beta-catenin binding; cadherin binding. Gene Ontology annotation, biological process: cell migration; cell-cell adhesion. The transcript is spliced from 21 exons.
CUAAACUUCCGGUGACGCCAUGUUGCGAGUUUGACGGAACAUCAUUUGUGUUAUUACUAAACUAUUUCCAUCAUUUUAGUUAUUCAUGGUUUGUAGGUGUCUAGAUAAAUUUUAAUAAUCAAAAUGACUGCGGAUAUGAAUAUGUCAUCCGUUAAUUUAAAAUGGGAUCCAAAGAAUUUAGAAAUCCGUACCAGAACAGUGGAGAAAACUUUAGAACCUUUAGUUAUUCAGCUUUUGAAUCCAAUUAAGGUUACUACUUUAGUAAAUACCAAAGGCCCUUCCAAAAAGAAGAAAGGGCGUUCCAAAAGAGCCCAUAUUUUAGUUGCAGCUGUAGAAAAAGCUACUGAAAAUUUUAUAACAAAAGGUGAAGAAAUUGCAAGGGAGAAUCCAGAUAUUCAACCAGAAAUGUUACUAGCAGUAGAUGAAGUAAAGAAAACUGGAGAUGUAAUGAGUAAAGCUUCUCGUGAAUUUGCUGAAGAUCCUUGUUCUUCAGUAAAACGAGGUACUAUGGUAAGAGCAGCUAGGAAUCUACUUUGUGCUGUGACUCGUCUUCUGAUUUUGGCUGAUAUGGUUGAUGUACACAGGCUCUUAAAAUCUCUUCGAUCAGUUGAAGAUGAUUUAGAUAAAGUGAAAAAUGCAUCUAGCCAGUCAGAGCUUAUGAAAUCAUUCCAAGAUUUUGGUAAAAAUACAGCAGAACUAAUACAGCAAGCUGCAAAACGUCAAGCAGAACUGAAAGAUCCUCGCCUGAGAGAUGAUUUGGCAGCUGCUAGAGCUGUUUUGAAAAAGAACAGCAUGAUGCUUCUAACGGCUUCCAAAGUUUAUGUACGACAUCCUGAACUCUCUGCCGCAAAAGAAAAUCGAGACUACAUAUUUCGUCAAGUUUGCGAAGCAGUGAAUACAAUUAGUGAUGUUGCUCAAGGUAAAUCUACUAGUGGAGCUUUAGGACAGCCUCCAUAUGAUGGUCCGGGUGAACUAGCAGCUGCAUUAGAUGAAUUUGAUGAACGAAUCCUGAUUGAUCCUUUGAUGUACAAUGAAGUUCGUACCCGUCCGGCUUUGGAAGAAAGACUUGAGAGUAUUAUCAGUGGUGCAGCAUUAAUGGCAGAUUCAUCUUGUACUAGAGAUGAGAGACGUGAACGUAUUGUUGCUGAGUGUAAUGCUGUGCGACAAGCUCUACAAGAUUUGCUGUCUGAAUAUAUGGCUAAUGCUGGAAGGAAAGAUAUGUCUGAUCCCUUGGAUAAAGCUGUGGAUCACAUGACUAGGAAGACUAAAGAUUUGCGACGUCAGUUGCGAAAAGCUGUUGUUGAUCAUGUGUCCGAUUCCUUCUUGGAAACUAAUGUGCCUCUCCUAGUUCUAAUUGAAGCUGCCAAGAAUGGAAACGAGAGAGAAGUAGAGCAGUAUUCUCAAGUUUUUACAGAACAUGCAAACAAAUUGGUAGAAGUUGCUAAUCUUGCCUGUUCUAUGUCCAACAACGAAGACGGAGUCAAAAUGGUUCGCUUUGCUGCAGCUCAAAUCAGUAAUCUCUGUCCUCAGGUUAUUAAUGCUGCCAGGAUUUUGGCUGCGCGACCCAGAUCGAAAGUUGCUCAGGAAAAUAUGGAUGCUUUCAAGGAAGCUUGGGAGAAUCAGGUUCGAAUUCUCACUGAAGCAGUUGAUGACAUUACAACUAUUGACGAUUUCUUGGCUGUUUCUGAGAAUCAUAUCCUAGAGGAUGUCAAUAAAUGUGUCCUUGCUCUACAAGAAGGAGAUGCAGAUACUUUAGAUAGAACUGCAGGUGCCAUCCGAGGGCGUUCAGCUAGAGUUUGCAAUGUUGUUGCUGCUGAGAUGGACAAUUAUGAACCUGGUAUUUACACUGAAGGAGUUCUAAAAGCAGUUGCUAUUCUCAAAGAUCAAGUCAUGCCAAAUUUUGCAUCUCGUGUAGAAAUAGCAGUCGAAGCAUUAAGUACAAAUCCUCAAAAAGAAGUUGAUGAAAAUGAAUUCAUUGAUGCUUCUAGACUUGUAUAUGAUGGUGUUAGAGACAUCAGAAGAGCUGUUUUGAUGAACAGGACUGCUGAAGAACUGGAUUCAGAAACGGAAAUUGAAUUUGAAGCUAAUACUUCUGAAACAAAGAGUAAAUCGAGUGCACAUACUGACUUUGAUGAAUAUCCUGAGAUUAGUGGCAUCAAUAAUACAAGAGAUGCAUAUCGAUACAUCUCUGAAGAAGAUAAACAGAAAAUCGCUGCUCAAGUUGAGAACUUCCGCACUGAAAAGAGCAAGUUUGAUAGGGAAGUAGCUAAGUGGGAUGAUACAGGAAACGAUGUCAUAGUAUUAGCUAAACAAAUGUGUAUGAUAAUGAUGGAAAUGACAGACUUCACGAGGGGAAAAGGACCCUUGAAAACAACAAUGGAUGUAAUUAAUGCUGCCAAAAAGAUUUCAGAAUAUGGUACCAAAUUAGAUAAAUUAGCUAGACAAAUAGCCGAUCAGUGCCCUGAAUCUAGUACAAAGAAAGAUUUGUUAGCCUACCUCCAAAGGAUUGCUCUGUACUGUCAUCAGCUCAAUAUCACUAGUAAAGUAAAAGCAGAUGUGCAGAAUAUUUCAGGAAGCCUUAUUGUAUCUGGCCUUGACAGUGCAACUUCGCUUAUCCAAGCUGCUAAGAACUUAAUGAAUGCUGUUGUUUUAACUGUUAAAGCUUCCUAUGUAGCAUCUACAAAGUAUCCAAGAAGUGUCCAAGUUGCAUCACCCAUCGUAGUGUGGAAGAUGAAAGCUCCAGAAAAGAAACCACUCGUCCGUCGAGAAAAGCCUGAAGAAGUUCGAGCCAAAGUGCGUAAAGGCUCUCAGAAGAAACACAUUGCCCCAAUCAAGGCCCUUAGUGAAUUCCAAAGUCCAGCUGAAAGUGUGUGAUUACCAGACUGUAUGUCGACUGAGUUCUCAGUGCCUACAGCCUCAUUUUUGUUUUCCUUACAAUAUGAGACGAGUUUGACUUAUCCAAUAUGCCUCUAGUGUCUUUCCACCUUCGCCCUACAGCUCAGAGAAGUAAACAGUUUUUAUCUCUGUAUUUCAAAGAACUUUUUCAUUUAUGGUAGCUAAAUGAAAAAUGGAUCUCCUGCUGUCAAUACCAGAACAUUGAUAGAAUCUGUGAGUUCUGCUUUUUCAAUCGUUGUACUUAUGUUUUUUGACUGGUUAGUUUGUAUUUUAUAAUUCUGAAUUUUAUAUAUAUUUUAUAUAUUUAUAUGUUAAUUUUAGAGUUUUAAUAUAUGCUUUACAUAGGAUGGCAUUCCUUUUUGAAGGGGGGGGGAGCAUUUUCUUUUCCUUUUAUGGCAUUUAAAAGUGUUUUCUGUACCACGAAAAUUUAGUAUCUGUGAGUAUCUUGUGCUGUGUUUCUCAUACAGUCUGGUGUGUAUGUAUUUUUUCAUAUGUUGUUACUCAAAACAUUAAAAAGAAAAUUAUCUGCCAUUCAUACUAUUGUAGCGUAUGUAAUAAAUAGCAAUAAAAAAUACUGUGUGUUAUUCAGCCAUUGUAAUGUCCUUUAUAGAAUUGAAAUUUGGCUGUUUCAAUGCUUUGUGUAAGAUUUUUUUCUUCUUUUUUUUACAUUUAUAGCUUGUUUUUUUUAUGUUUAUAGCUUUAUAUAAAUCAUAAUUUUAAUCUUUCUUAUUAUUAUUAUGGUUAAGCUUUUUUUUAAUGGAGCUUUUGUUUUAUAAGAAUACUCAGUGUCAGUUUGAGAGAAAAAUUCUUGUAUUAUUGUAAAUUAUUUGUAUCUUUUCCUUUCAGUUCAUGCUGUUGGGCUAUAUAUUUAACUCUGUACAUUUGUUUUUAAAAAUACUCAUUUGUAAAUUUCUAAACAGUCAAAAUGAAUGCAUUAAAAUUUCUGAAGAUAUGAAAAUUUUUAUGGUUCUCCUUGGCAAUUUCAUCCUUGUAUUUAAAAAAUCGAUGAUAAAUUUUGAAUGAAUAUGAUAGAUAGAACUUUAAUCUUUUACAACUUUAAUCAACUUUUUUUUACUAUUUUAUUGAUUUCAUUUCUUUUUCUUGUUUAUAUAUAUGCUUAUUAGAGUAUAUUUGCAUAAAAUGAUUUUAAUUCACAUUCCAUCUUCUUUAUCGCUAACAAAUCUAUGAUCUUUGAGAUUUUAAUGCAGUCUUUCUUUUAGUUGAAAGCGUUGUAUUUUUAUUUGAAUUUUCAUCAAUGAUUUAUUGUAAAAUUAAUUUUUCAAAUUUUGACACACAGUGGAAAAAAUGUUAACCCUGUGAUUUUUAAGUAAAUUUUAAAGAUUGAACUGAGUAGAAAGUGUGAAGUGAUGAAAAAUGAAUUGUAUGAAGUAUGAAAAUUUCCAAUAAAAAGU